This is a messenger RNA of Paramecium octaurelia, 415 nucleotides long. Lineage: Eukaryota; Ciliophora; Oligohymenophorea; Peniculida; Parameciidae. The record is from the annotation of a GenBank genome assembly.
AUGAGCACUAUAAUUAAAAUAUAUAUAUAUAUAUUCAAAAAGAAAUAAAAGAGUUUCGAUAAAACUUUUGUUCCUUAAUAUUUUCAAGACAUACUCAACAAUAUAGAUCCUAAGAUGAUAGUCUUUUCAAUGUCAUCUGAAAACCUGAAAAGGAUCUUGAUUUAUACGAUCUGAUCACGAAUGAGAUCUUAAAAAAACAGAAGGUACUCAAGAAAUCCUUUCUACAAUUGGCUUAUGAAAAUAAUUUAAUGAUCUAGUCUUUCCUAGAAGAAAUUUAGUUCCAUUUUCGACACAACUAUAAACUUCUUUAUAGAUUAAAAACAAGUCUAAAUCUAAAAUUAUUGUUGUACCUUGUAAAGUGACCAAGGCUUUUCAAAAUGACAAAAGAAAGAACUGCAAUUCCAAGAGUUAUUUG